Molecule: messenger RNA, 1787 nt
Organism: Salpingoeca rosetta
Lineage: Eukaryota; Choanoflagellata; Craspedida; Salpingoecidae
Exons: 21
Source: RefSeq, a predicted model, not a curated record
AUGUCUGCCGAAGAGAAUGAACUCUUUGACACAGUACGACGCACUGCCCCGAGAUACCGCUGCACUAUCGCACUGCCAAUGGCGGCCCUGAUGUCAGGGAUCACCGCGCACGGCAUAUCCGUCGAUCCUCUUCGCACGUGCUCAUCGUUCAAGAGGCCGUCCCUGCCAGCCAUCUACCGUGCCAUCCGAACCGCCAUCCGUGACGGCCCGUACAGCACCGAUGACCUGUCCAAGGCUUGCCUCUUCGUUCCAAGCACAGACGUAUCGUGCUGGUGUGAAGAUUGCAUGCAUGGCACGUACUCUGGCAACAUUGAGUCGAUGCAUCCCGUGAGCGCAGCCAUCUACCGCGAUCUCUCCAGACUUGCGUAUUGGAACGAGGGUCGCAACCACAUCCUGUUUGAGUACAGCGACGCACCAUGUCUCCCUGGCAUGCAGAACACCCCAUUCUUGCAGAGUGAAUUCCACCACCGUGACGGCCUCGAUGUGUCCAUGCCACUCUUCUCCAUGGUGACAUUCAUUCACACCGGAGUAAGGACGCGUUCCGCCCGCACAAACAGGAAUAUCCUCGUCACCUUCAGGGGCACCACCAAGUCUGCUCGCUCUGAUGUCAUGCGCAACCACCUCCCCAAGCUUCACAACCGCAGGGACAUUGUGUUGGUGUGCGCGUGCCGGUGGUUUGGCGAGGAGCGCAUGGGCCGUGAGGGGGAAGAGGAAGAGUUCAACAAGUACACGUACACAGAGCUGGCGCUGGAGACCAAGUUUGGACUCAUCGUGGAAGGAUUUGGCUACCACUCCUUCAGCCCUACCAGGACCUGCUGGACUGGGAGACGUUCAGCAUCCGCAUUCCCCGAGCACAGGCUCCUCGAGCUUCCGAGGAUCCUGCGGUCGAUCCCUGAUGAGGUGGUAGAGAUGAUGCAGAGACGCGUUGUGUUUGUGUUUGAGGAGUUCUUCAAGUCCCUCUCGACCCAAGUGCACACAGCGCUGGAGUCUGCCAGGAUCAACCUGUUCAGCGGCGACAACGCCUGGCAGGCGGGAGCUGGCUGUUUGCAGCUGGGAACAGGUGGCGAUAGCACAAGUUGCACUUUCGGCGGGAAGCAGCAGCAGCAGCAGAGGCGAUGUGCACGCACAAGCAGGAUGAGGGAACGGUCGAGGAUACUUGCCACGCGUGCCAGCUGCACUCGCCUCACACAUGGUAUGUGGCGGGCUCGAAUGCCGGCUGCUGGUGCUGCUGCAACUCCCCUGAUUCGGCUGUCGCUGCUGUGCUCAUGCAGUGUUCCCAUAUGCGUGAGCAAGGAGCAGCUGUGGACACACACGUACAUGGUCAUGGUGGGCACAUUCAACCACAGCGACGCAGUCAUGUGCAGGUGUGUGUGUGUGUCCGCCAUCACACUCCGGCCGACACCAGCUCCAAUCUGGCGUGAGGCAGACAUUGCACAUGUCACUCGCUCUCAUGAUGAGCAACAGCUGAUGUCUGGCUGCAUUGUGGAUGAACUGGCCAUCUGUCUAUCGUCCAUCCCCGCCUCGUUGUCGUCGUCAUUGGUCACCAACAGCAGCGGCUGCUGCCGUGGAUGUGGAGGAUGUGAUGUGCGUCGAUGUGCCGUUGCCUCGCAUGACGACGCUGCUAGUGGUGGUGAGUGCACGGUGGCCGUUCUCUUCCCAAGUCCUCAUGACACGAGCAGGGCGAUACACGCACACACGAAUGUGCCAGAAAAGAAGGCGCAAGGUGAGACGUUGGCGCUGUGUGUGUGUGCGCUGUUGAGGCGUGAUCGAGACAGCCGCCAACACAG